This is a messenger RNA of Theobroma cacao (cacao), 1558 nucleotides long. RefSeq names its product alpha/beta-Hydrolases superfamily protein. The record is from RefSeq and is a predicted model, not a curated record. NCBI's taxonomy places the organism in Eukaryota, Viridiplantae, Streptophyta, Magnoliopsida, Malvales, Malvaceae.
CAUCCCUCUAUUCUGUCUCUCUCUCUUGAGUACUUAAUAGCCACUACAAAGAACAAAAUCCUCUCUUUUUCUUUCUCUCUGAAAAAGUUUUAUCUUCUGGAGAAAAGAAUAACUGAAAGCAAAAAAAAAAAAAAGGGAAUGUCUAUAUGCAUCAAUUCCAACUCCUCCUGACCAAACCAACAAAAAGAAAAAAAACUGAAAGCAGAGCAAAAACAGAGCAAAGCAGAGGGAACAACAGAGAGAGAAAAGAAAAGGCAGAGAUGGGAGGAGUGACGUCUUCAAUGGCGGCAAAGUUUGCUUUUUUCCCACCAAACCCACCGUCAUACAAGCUUGUAACUGAUGAAUUAACUGGCCUUUUGCUUCUAAGUCCUUUUCCUCAUAGAGAAAACGUUGAGGUUCUUAGGCUUCCAACUCGGCGUGGCACGGAGAUUGUAGCUAUUUACAUCAGGCAUCCUAUGGCUACUUCCACUUUGCUUUACUCUCAUGGAAACGCUGCCGAUCUGGGUCAGAUGUAUGAGCUUUUCAUUGAAUUGAGCAUCCACUUGAGGGUCAAUCUUAUGGGCUAUGACUAUUCUGGGUAUGGGCAAUCAUCUGGAAAGCCAAGUGAGCAGAAUACAUAUGCAGAUAUUGAAGCCGCAUAUAAAUGUCUUGAAGAAAGCUAUGGUACAAAACAGGAAGAUAUCAUCCUCUAUGGCCAAUCUGUUGGUAGUGGCCCCACUUUGGAUCUAGCAGCUCGGCUGCCUCAGUUAAGGGCUGUUGUUCUGCACAGUCCCAUACUUUCUGGCUUAAGAGUCAUGUAUCCUGUAAAGCGUACAUAUUGGUUUGACAUUUAUAAGAAUAUUGAUAAAAUUCCACUUGUCAAUUGUCCUGUUCUUAUCAUUCAUGGAACUUCAGAUGAAGUUGUCGAUUGCUCUCAUGGUAAGCAACUCUGGGAACUGUGCAAAGAGAAGUAUGAACCACUGUGGCUUAAAGGAGGGAACCACUGUGAUCUAGAGCACUACCCUGAGUAUAUCAGACAUCUCAAGAAAUUCAUAUCAACCGUUGAGAAAUCUCCUUCACAAAGGUACAGUUCUAGGAGAAGCACAGACCAGUUUGAACAGUCCCGGAAAAGUACUGAUGUAUUUGAGGUUUCAAGGAAGAGUACUGAUCGAAGAGAGAAACCAAGGAAGAGCACUGACAGGCCUGAGAAGUUGAAAAACCAGUCUAAUAAUAUGGAUAAGCUAGAAAAACUAAGAAUCUCUUUUGAUCAAUUGGAAAGGUCUAGGAGGAGCGUGGAUUGCCAUGAGAAGUCCCGGAAAAGCAUCGACCACCAGUUGGAAAGAGCAAGGAAAAGUGUUGAUCGGUUGGAUAGAAUACGAACUGGUUAAUACUUUCAUGUAGAAAAAGAAAAAAAUUGCAUCCAAGUGUUUGGUGUUGUGAGGAAUUAAUUCUGGUUUUCUUCUUUUAUAUUUAUUAUUAUGGUGCUUGGGCUGUGUAGUUGGCUUGUCUUAUAUCUUUUCCAUCAUACUGUGGCAUGAAAAAUGGGUUUGGUGUUAUACUCCGACUCUGAAUUUGGCUA